ACAGGGUAAGCCAGUUGGACUCAGGAGGGAGACAACCCAAUCACAACGGUCCUAUAGAGGGCGAGAGACUACACUUUCCCUGCAUCGACUGUCCCCACAACCAAUAGGGAAAGAUGGCUCGGGAUAUGUCAGAUAUUGACAUCCUCAAGAUGGAGCUGGAACAGCUGAAGAAAGAGGUCUCGACACCCAGGGAGCCUGUGUCCAAGACAUCCAAGGACAUCAUGGAGUGGUGUGAGGCUGCGUCUGCUACCGACCUCCUGAUAACAGGAGUACCAGAUGAUAAGAACCCCUACAAGCCUGAGAAGGGGGGCUGCAUAAUCACCUAGCCCGCCCGGGGACAAACAGCCCCAGGCGGGACACAAGGAAAAACAUCCUAUUUUAUUUUCUCAGUUUCAGCCUUUUCAGCACUGCAAAGAGUCGUUCAUAGCUGCAAUAAAUUAGCGAUUUGUUCCUAUGUGAAUACAACAAGAGAGACUUCCACUAGGUUAGCCAGUUUUGGACAACACAACAUGUCACACUGACUAGGCUACACAAAGUCACCUGAGGUCACUGGGAGCUGAGGAGGAUGAGAUUUAUCUGGGGAAAAUUCAGAGGAUUAGAGGGAUCACUUGGUAAUGAUGGUGUCCUUCCUUUCUCCUUGACAACCUAUGAUCCUACCCUCCUCACCUGUCUGUUAUCUCUGGCGGUUCUAGAGCUUCCAAACAGGCGCCGGAAUGUUCCAAUUGCACCCACCACUGAUUUGGUUUUGUUUUGCUUGUAAAUAAAGUGUAUCCAGUACAGCAGUUUCUGUGAA
This is a messenger RNA of Coregonus clupeaformis (lake whitefish), 793 nucleotides long. RefSeq names its product guanine nucleotide-binding protein G(I)/G(S)/G(O) subunit gamma-T2-like. Gene Ontology annotation, molecular function: G-protein beta-subunit binding. NCBI's taxonomy places the organism in Eukaryota, Metazoa, Chordata, Actinopteri, Salmoniformes, Salmonidae. The transcript has 3 exons. Gene Ontology annotation, biological process: G protein-coupled receptor signaling pathway. The record is from RefSeq and is a predicted model, not a curated record. Gene Ontology annotation, cellular component: heterotrimeric G-protein complex. Bases 114 to 326 code for a protein of 70 amino acids.